GCUCCAUGUUGAACCAAAGACAUGUCGGCUGCUGCUCGUGCGUUUCACUCCUUGCGAGCGACCUGAAACGACAAUGGGGAGGUUGCAUUUUUAUGUCCUUUGGUCCCUGCGUGACGCCCCCCGCCAGUUCAUCAGCAAGUCCAACCGGAGCGUCUUCCAAGUCCACAUCCCGCUGCCUCUCCCCAAACACCUGGUCAUCUUCGGCCUCGGAGAAUGGGAAUGCAGCGAGAACCCAAUCUCCGUGGACGUCCUGGUCAGUGCAGAGCUACUGGCCCAGAGAAUCGGGACUCUCUCGGCUCAAGCGAGGUGCUUGACCUGGGAGGGCGAGUGGAGCCCUGACGUGGUCGCAGUGGCGGCGGAGAAAGGCAGGAGAGGAGUUUAUGGCAAGAUUAUUCUCACAGUGUGCGGGGAGACUUGUGACCAUCAACCGAAUGAAGUCAGCGUCUUCAGCAGCACACCUCUGGUUCAGAGGAAGGGCGUGUUCGGAGAGCAGCGGGAUGCCACCGAUCUCUCUUCCGUGUUGCAUCAAAGCGGCGGAAAUGAAACGAAAACCCCCAACUCGUCCCACUUUGGUGAUAGUGUUUGCGACGCGGACAUCCAAGUGGAUAAAAUUGACACCAGCGAUCCCACCAUGGGGAAGAAAACCCCAGUCUGGCCUACGGAUAAGACGCCCAGACGGACUGUUAUCAGCAAGAGAGGCCGCCUGACGUGGAGCUCCGAGGACGUGGACGAGGCCUCAAACUCCAAGAAGAUGAGGGUGUCCAGAAUCAACAGCCAAGAAGAAAUGACCGUGCAGAUAAAGAGAGAAAACCGAGACGUUUCAGCAUGCCCGUCGAGGCGCUGGAGCCAUACGAUGUGUCUGAGUGACCCCGACACCGCCAUCCUCAUCGGAGGGGAGACGGCGGAUCAGAACUACUGCGAGGACUCUCUGUGGAAGCUCGAGUUGGACAACGACUUCUGGUUCCCAAUGAACUCUUCUGUCUCUGGACCCGUGCCUCGGUGUGCCCGGGGACACUCUGCGACCUACGACCCCGGCUCGAAGUCGCUCUUUGUGUACGGCGGCCUGAGGGAGGGCCAGCGCUACAGCGAGCUGUACGUCCUAAAUACCCUGACCUGGAAGUGGAAGCUUAUUACUGCAAAAGGAAAUGUUCCAAAUGUGGCGUAUCACUCCGCUGCCUUUUAUAAGAAAGAGCUUUUUGUCUUUGGUGGAGUUCAGCCAAGUCACGCUUCGGUGGAUAAAUCCUGCAGUAAUGCUCUGUACAUCUUCAGCCCAGAGUUUGAACUCUGGUACCAGCCGAUUGUGGAAGGGGACAAACCGCUGCCUCGGUUUGGCCACUCGGCCACGCUGGUGUCACAGAAGUUGAUCAUAUUUGGUGGACGGAAGACUGCAACCUACCUUAAUGACCUGCAUGUUCUGGAUUUGGGAUUCAUGGAAUACACAGCUGUGAAGAGUGGGAACAUGCCACCGCUGCCUCGAGGGUUUCACGCUGCUCUCCCGGUUUCAGACAACAGGAUUUUAGUCAGUGGCGGUUGCAGCGCCAUCGGAGCCCUGCAGGAUGUACACGUUUUCAACACUGACACGAGCAUGUGGAGCGCGGUGGUUUCUCCUGCGCUUUGCUCAAAGCCUCGUGCAGGACACAGCAUGAUCACCUGGGGCCGCACCGUCCUGUCCGACGCAGAGAGGCAGGAAGGGGGUGAAAAUGUCAGCGUCCCGUUGCUAGUGUUUGGAGGCUCCGACUGCUCCGGUACCUUCUACAACGACACGGUCAAGUGCACAGUGGAGAUUCCUCCUGACAAGUGAUGAGCGGGAGGAUGCGUUCAGGACAAUUUUUUUUAGCUUAUUUUUUCUUUAAAUAGUUUAAUUAUGUGACCUUCCCUGACAGAAAUAACUUUAAAAUGUAUUUAGCAGUGUGGACUUUUUUUAAUUUUUAUUCCAUUCAAAUCUUUUUAUUAUGUUUCCAAAUCUCAGAUCUGAAUGUUUUCCACGUUACUCCAUGUCCUCUUCCUUUGUUCCCCAUUCGUGUACUUUAGGGUAAAUAAAAAUGUAAAUGUAAAAAGACAAUAAAUAUCUUUUAUUUUCA
Gasterosteus aculeatus aculeatus (three-spined stickleback) is the source of this 2081-nucleotide messenger RNA. RefSeq lists its product as uncharacterized. Gene Ontology annotation, molecular function: protein binding. The record is from RefSeq and is a predicted model, not a curated record. Lineage: Eukaryota; Metazoa; Chordata; Actinopteri; Perciformes; Gasterosteidae.